Molecule: messenger RNA, 3083 nt
Organism: Liolophura sinensis
Lineage: Eukaryota; Metazoa; Mollusca; Polyplacophora; Chitonida; Chitonidae
Product: APOBEC1 complementation factor-like
Exons: 13
Coding region: 845-2437 (530 amino acids)
Molecular function (GO): RNA binding
Source: RefSeq, a predicted model, not a curated record
UUUAGAAGCCGACGUUUUGCUCCUUGUCGCGCUCAUUGGUCUGUCUUGGACGUCGCAGUGCAAAAGUUUGCCUGGAACAUGAUAAGCUGUUCUAGAAGACAAUGCAGAAGCUAGAACCACGCGAAAACAAAAUUUGGUUUUUUUAUUUUUGAAUAUUACACAGGACAAUGCCUGUUGUCAAAUCGAUGUCAGCGAUAGUAGAUUGGAUUCGGGUCAUUUUCAAUCACCCAGAUAGUUGGUAUAGCCGAACACUCACUGAAGUAUAAACACAUGCCAUAUUUCGUACUAUGAAUGGUUCAAUUUUCGAUACUUGAGACUCGCGGGUGAACUGCUUUUCGCAGUGGCACAGCGAGUACUACAUAACCGUAUGCCUCCAAGUUAUCAGCUUAUUUUUUCACCUAUAUGUUGCCUUACACGUUUCUGUGAUCAUAUUCUUUGGAUUUGGUGUCUUUUCUAUGUACAUUGGAAUAAAACAAUAAUUGUUGGACAUCAUAGAUGGCGCUGUAGGGUUCUUCUCACAUUUCGUACUAUGAACGGUUCAAUUUUCGAUACUUGAGACUCACGGGUGAACUGCUUUCGCAGUGGCACAGCGAGUGCUACAUAACCGUGCCCCUCCAAGUUAUCAGCUUAUUUUUUUACCUAUAUGUUGCCUUACACGUUUCUGCGGUCAUAUUCUCUGGAUUUGAUGCCUUUUCUAUGUAAAUUUGAAUAAAACAAUAAUUAUUGGACAUCAUAGAUGGCGCUGUAGGGCUCUUCUAAGUCCACGCACGUGCGUGGCAAAGUCCAGUUUGCCUACUUCUAGUUCGUCAGCAGUGGGACAAGCAGGGUUUAGUAGGGUGUAGGUAUGGCGUCCGCGGAGGAGGCUUUGCCACAUCGUGUGACCCGGGAGCCAAACGAAGCCUUGCUGAACCUUACGGCGAGAACAGGAUACACCAUACGGCGAGAAAAAUGGGAAAGAAAGUACGGCGGUCCACCUCCCGACUGGGAAAGCCGGGCUCCUUUAAAGGAUUGUGGAAUUUUCGUCGGAGGUAUUCCAAAAGACUGUUACGAAGACGAGCUCGUUCCAGUAUUUGAGAAGAUAGGAAAGAUUUACGAACUGAAACUCGUAACGAACCGCCGCUUUGGACCCCAUAGAGGAUAUGGAUUCGUUACAUACACUAACAAAGAACACGCGAAUCAAGCGAAGGUGGUUUUGCACGUGGGGAACCUUAUGUCGACAACUACAGAAGACAAAAUUAGAAAGCUGUGCAGUCAAGUUGUGGGAAGAGACAACGCUGUGGGAAGAGUAAAGAAGAUAAGAGAUUAUGCAUUCAUUCGUUUUAGCGACAAAGAUGCUGCUAUCAAGGCCAUGGCUAAACUUAAUGGAAUGAAUGUUGAAGGUGCUUACAUUGAGGUUGCAUGGGCAAAAGGAAGAGAGCGGGACCGACACUUGGGUGAGGUUGAUAGAGCAUACAACAGAGGCUCGGAAGCGUUGAAAUCUUGGAAGCAGAAAGAAGUAUCACCUGUCAGGUGUGUAGAAAUAUUGAAGGCCUUGGACUGCCACUUGGGUGAGGUUGAUAGAGCAUACAACAGAGGCCAGGAAGCGUUGGAAUCUUGGAAGCAGAAAGAAGUAUCAUCUGUCAGGGCUAAUCAGGACUGCCACUUGGGUGAGGUUGAUAGAGCAUACAACAGAGGUCAGGAAGCGUUGGAAUCUUGGAAGCAGAAAGAAGUAUCAUGUGUCAAGGCUAAUCAGGACUGCCACUUGGGUGAGGUUGAUAGAGCAUACAACAGAGGCCCGGAAGCGUUGGAAUCUUGGAAGCAGAAAGAAGUAUCAUAUGUCAGGGCUAAUCAGGACUGCCACUUGGGUGAGGUUGAUAGAGCAUACAACAGAGGCCCGGAAGCGUUGGAAUCUUGGAAGCAGAAAGAAGUAUCAUAUGUCAGGGGCUAUGGCUAUGAUCCUAGUUACUCGCCUCCAUUGUAUUACAACCCGAUGUCUCCACCACCCGCAAGCAGGGCGUUGGCAGGGCGAGGUCCCAUGGGCAUCAGAAGCCCUGUGCGAGGCCGGGGGAUGAUGCUGAGGGGGUGUGGCUUUAGGAAACAUCCAGCGGAGGUGCUCGAUGACCUUUGUCAGAAGAAUGGAUGGGGAAGUCCUGUAUACCAGCUUCAUUCUCUCAUGGGAAGGGGUGGAAGUGGUGCCCAACAGCUCUUAGAGCUCUUUUUGUACAAGAUCACCAUACCAGCUCUCGGUACUCAGUUUCCAAAUCGUAAUCCAUUUACCCCAAAUAAACUGUGUCCUACUGUUGAGGGGGCAAAGGUUUUUGCAGCAGAGUACACUUUGAUGCAGUUAGGUGUGCCUCUUGAAGCCCUAGAGUUCAUUAGCCCACCAUGUCCUUACACCCAGCCGAGCUAUGCCAACCACCCCGACCCACCUGUGGAACGCUUCCAACAGAUCCUGUGAAAAGCCAUGGAUGACCUGGUUUUUUUCUGUUUUUUUUCUCUCAUUUCUGAUAACCAAUAUGACCCUGGGCUAGAAAGGGGCGUGACCUUGGACGAGAUGCCCGUAUCAGAGUGGACUUGUUAAAUGACUUCUUCCUUCUUCGAAUCUUCUUGUUCCCGGAGUUGUAACGGGUCACAUGUGAUGUAAAAUAUCAGAUGAAAACUGAUGAAUAUCAGAUGAAUAUAAAACACGUAUUCUAUUAAUCCCACAUAAAAUUAGCAUUAGACUAACAGUAUAUUAUGUUGAAUAUGGCAGAAUAUUAUAUUGUAAUAACACAAUACAUUCCAGCAUCAUUCAGAUCACAGAUUUUCUGUUAAAAAUAACAGAUUAAUUUUUCGAAUGUAUACCUUCUGCUAUUGUAGGAACUUAACUUUAUACAGAGGCUAGGUCUCUUCGAUGGUCAUUUGGCAAUCUCUACUAAUAGAGCCAGACAUUUUGACACCUGCUUUGACCGGUCUUUUCAAAGUCAAAUUAGCUGUUCAGCACACCCAUUUAUCAUUUAUUUUCAAUAUCAUUUUUAUCAUUUACACGUAUGGGCUUUGUUAGGUUCCCCAUAGCAAGUACUGCAAGUUUAUGUUUCGGUAUAUCCUUUUGUAUUUCAGAUUUU